AUGUUUGUGGCCCGUGAGUUUCCUCUUCUUUUCCCUUAUCUUCUUCACUAAGCCAUUCCAAAUAAAAACGGUCAAAAGUCGGAUGGGCACUUGGCGUUUUAUGCGCUUACAACUGAUAACCAAAGCCUUCAAAUAGGGUUCGACCACGUGUUUCCCACUUUGUACCGUAUUCGAAGGCAAUAACUUUUCUCCGAUAAUCCGCUUCUCUCUCAAUGUUCUCCGCUUGUCGCGAGAGCUGCGACGCCAUCCGAUGGUCUGUCAACGACACGGUCCCCGACAGAUAACGAGAGAGUAUGUGGAGACGAGAGACACAGAGAAACUAUCUGGGUGGCGGGGAAGGGUCGAACCGCUCGGCCCGAUGACGUCAUUUAGUACACCAUCCGACGGAAUACUGCACCCAACGACGACGUUGAAACGAAGGGGAAAGACAACUGACGACUUUAGUGCCGACCGUCGGGGAACUCUGACCCUGUUUUCAUUCUUUCUGGACCCGUCGGAUACACAUUACGACGCAUUUCUAGUUGGUCUCUGGUCAGAAGUGUUCCCAGUCUGCCAACCUGUCCUCAAAACAUUCAAAAAUGCCAAACGAAUCCCUUCCCGCAAUUCCGUCCGUCUCUGUUCCUUUUUCCAUUUCGGAGUCAGCUGUCCUUGAUUGUGUCGCCUCUCGCGUGUCCCGCCUCGUCCAUGAAGGACUAGCAAAUCGCAUUGAGUUUUUUUUUUCGAAAUUCGCGACCAACCAUCUCUCCCGCCUUCUCCGCCGCCUUCCAAAAUGUGCCGAAACGUGCGGACGACGUUGUUUGUGACCUUUGGCUGUCCAGUUUUCCGUCUCUCUUUCUACCGUAAUCGCCGUAAUCUUUGAUGUUCACCCGCCAUUGCUACGGCUUAGUCACGUGCCGAUAUCAAAAAGAUACGCAUAAAAACAAUUCAAGACCGAUAUAAUGUUGGUGACUUUUGGUCUUUUUCACAUGCGGCAAGUGUGCAGACUGCCGUACUCUCCGGCCGGAUCCCGCGUGCUAUUUUUGUCUGCGAAAUGAGCAAAACGAAUUGUUGACGCCGUCCUUUCGAAUCUCGAAGCAAAGUGCAUUGACUCUCGUGAUGUGAACGCGAAAGUUUCGCAAAAACAAAAGUUCGUCUCUCCCGGCGAGUGCCCGUCCGUCGUCAGUUCCUAUCGCCUUUUCUGUUUGCCUCUCCCAUUCGAACUGGGAGAGAGUGCUGCUCCCAUCUUCUCUCUAAAUAAGGGUCAAACAGUGCUCAGAGGCCGUCUGCGCCUCCCCGCUCUUCCGACUGCCUCCUCUGUCGGCGUCUCAACUCUCUUGGCGGGCGCCAGGCCUGCCGGCCGAGCACGUGCCCACUCUGCCCUUCUCAAUACUGCCUGUCUGGCUGUUAACAUCUCUUGCCGGCCACAAUUCGACCGUUUCCGAAAGCCUCUUCCAGUCGCCUCUCAUUUUCGGCCGUCCCCAUUAAUCCGAGCCGUGUCCUUUCUGUUUUCGUCUUUGUCUGUUUUCCUCUCGCUUCAUCUCUCUGAAAAUAGUCAUUGGCUCCUACCCCCUUCUCCACUGAAAACUUGUUUGCACACUCAUUCCUCCCAUGAAGUCGCUUGUGUUGUGUUGUGUUGCAAUUUGUUCGAAUUCUCAAGCCAGUCAUCUAUUUUGAUUCCAUUUUGCAAGACGAGAUAAAGAGAGACAGCAUAGAAAAAUAAUUGGCGACCCUAACGUUAACCCCCUUGAUGUGGUGUUCGAUUCCUUUCGCAAUUUAUUAUGGCAGACAUUUUUCCAAAUUCCCGCUUUUUUUGGAGGGAUGCAAGUUCGCUCGAUCGCAGCGCUUCUUCUCUGCGCCCUCCGGUACUCGCACACUCUCUCCUGGCGCCAUAGGCUCUUCUCUUCCCAUCCCAUUCCUUUUUUCCAUUUCCGCGACGGCUUUCGCGAUCUGUUGAUUUCUUGUAGGGGGCGUCAAAAAGUGCGUCUUCCGCUGUUUAUAAAGCAUCGAAUGUGUCGCCAGGUCUGAAAUUCUCUUCGCUUUUCAGCUUUUUUUCUCUUUCGCUCAAAAGGCCGUUCUCAAAACUUUAUUUCAGGACUGUUCGGAAGCCCAGUCUCAACGUCAGUUGUACCGUCUGAAAACGAAAACAAAAACACAGCAAACUCGAAAAUGCCGCUCGACCCGAUGGAUUCUCUGUGGUGAGUCCCUGCAAAAACCCAUUGUCAUCUGCCGUACGCCGCGCUUUCCUAGGAUAUAAAUAGGAGAUUAUAGUUCAGUGAUUGGUGAACAUGAGAUUAGAUGGAGAAGCUGAAAAUAGCAGCAAAUUGAUUAUUGACGAGUGACUCUUUUGAGAGAUCGAGUAAGAGAGAGAGAGAAGAAGCAUGUGCGAAGUAAACAUGUUGAAACCCAUGACGCUUCGAGCAGAUCGGCGGUUGCAACUUGCAAGAAAAGAACGAAGAGGACAAAGAAACGCGAUGAUGAAAGAAAUUUGGGGUAUAAAUGGUAUAGAUGAGAAUAAUUACAAAGACGUUCUUGGAUGACCGAAAGGUAAAGAAAGGAUGCAGAAAAAAAAAUAUAUAAAUGUCUGCGUUUUUAACUGAAGAGAUUAUAGUUGUUUUCGAAAAUUAUGGCAAAACGGUUUCGCAACAGCCACAAUUGAUUGUUUAUCAAAAAAUUGUUGGUGUCGUAACGUCGUUUUCGAGACGGAAGCCAAACAUCAGAUGCGGUGCAAACCGUCCGUAAUUGUUCGUUUCCAUGUGUUAGGCUCCCCGUGAACCACAUGAUCGACCGAUUCCCUGAGUAUCUCUUUGUCCCCGUCGUCCGGUCGUCCGUCUUCAGCAGCGGACCGAAGACCGACCGAAUGGGCACGAUGUUUACGGGUAGAGGCUCGCGCGCGACGCUGGGCCGCAUGUGCAAAUUCACGUGGUCACAUGCCUCUCUCAGCUUCUCUUCUCUCUCCCGGUCGCCUUAAAAACAAGUCGAAUACGAUAGGCCAAGUGUGCACUUUCUCGCGCGAAGACGCAGACGCAGAUGGCUGUUGACGGGCCGGGUAUAAAUAGACCGGUGGGUGGGUCCGGAUUCAAAAUAUUCGCAACUGCCGACUUCUAUCAGCACAAGCAACUCUAUUUCAGGAUGUCUAAGGCUCCACAAGUAAGUGAUCUUGUCGUUCAACCAAAUGUCACAUUCAAAGCGGUGACUGGAGCUUCGGCUCAUGCCACCAGCGCCAGCAUUCCAAUUGCUGGAGCAGAUGACUCUGUAAGUAGAAUACAUAGAAGACUUUCCUGUGAAGAAUAAUGAGCCACUGUUUAUUUUUUUCCUCAAUCAUUCGUUCCAGAUUCGUCCAGAUUUCGACACCGACUGUCUCUGGAAGCCACCGACUCGCUCUGGACGUGCUCAGAAAGAAAGAACUAUUUCGAUGGAUUCGACUGAUUCGGAGGUCGGAGGUCUCGCAGGCCGCAAGUUCUCCACAAACGAAGGCUCCAGGUUGGGGUACAUACUCGUUUCUCUCGUUUUUAACACGAUUGGCAUCUUACAGCCCGGUUCCAACUUCGCCAAUCGAGACUCAGCCGCGUGCUCGUCGCAUGUCCAUCUCGGAGAUGCUGUUCGGCUCUUCCCCGAAGAGCUUCUCGUGGGGAAUGGAUUCGAAUGCAUCCCCAACUACUACCACUGCUGGAAGCUCUGAGCUCGGCGAGAGAAAGAUGUCUAUCACCGAUGUAAGUAUUACUGUAGACGGUGAUAGUAGUGAUGGACAAACAAGGGAAUGUGCGAGACUGAAGAUCAUAACUGAUACGAGAGAAUGACAAAGAUCACAGUUGUUAUUAUUGCAGGAUCCACGCUUCAAAGACUUCAUGAAACAUCAGAGCAAGAUUCUCGGUGACGACGGCAUUUCAGGUGCCGGUUUCAAGAAAAGCAACUACAUGAAGGACUAA
Caenorhabditis sp. 36 PRJEB53466 is the source of this 3905-nucleotide messenger RNA. The record is from the annotation of a GenBank genome assembly. NCBI's taxonomy places the organism in Eukaryota, Metazoa, Nematoda, Chromadorea, Rhabditida, Rhabditidae.